This is a messenger RNA of Chelmon rostratus (copperband butterflyfish), 2960 nucleotides long. RefSeq names its product ankyrin repeat domain 33ba (gene ankrd33ba). The coding region runs from base 379 to 1989 and encodes 536 amino acids. The record is from RefSeq and is a predicted model, not a curated record. Gene Ontology annotation, molecular function: protein binding. NCBI's taxonomy places the organism in Eukaryota, Metazoa, Chordata, Actinopteri, Chaetodontiformes, Chaetodontidae. The transcript is spliced from 6 exons.
CGUGUGCGCAGCAGUUUUCCUUCUCUGUUUUGGCUCCACUUUUCUUUGCCGAACCUGUUUCCACUAACGCGAUAAGUGUUUCCACAGCGUGCUCUCGUCGGGCGCGCACCUCGUGAGGCGUUCAGGGCUCAGAUGGGCACAACGUCCAACACUCUGAAGGUAACUGAUGGGCGACCGCACGCGCACCAUGCUCAAUUAGCCCGCGCCACAGGUCGGGGAGUUCGUGUCGUUUAGGCUCCGGCAGGCGAUGGGAGAGGCUCUUUAGGCGCGGCGGCUCGGUUUCAGCUCUUGUCCGCGGAGACGGCCAGUCCCAUGCCAGCGCCCCGCGUGCCAGGCUGCACUCCACCCCGAGGACAGUGCCCCAGGCUCGGGGGUUAGAUGGUGCUUAUCACGGACGACAGGGAUGGAGGAGGCGCUUCGUCUGUCCGGGUCAAACAUCUCCAUCAGCAGCAGCAAAAAGUCGGGGGGAACAUCACCCAAGUCCACCCGACCAUAGCUGAGGAGCCCCUGUCCAACUCUGACGAGGACUACCUGGGCUCGUGCGACGAGGAGGAUGAAGACGACGACGACGGAGGGGAGGAGGAGGAAGAAGACGAAUUCGAAGAAGUUGACUUCGAGGACUUGGAAGAUUGUCGGAGCAUCGCGUCGGACGACUCCUUCUACCCGCCCGAUGAUGUGUUCGCGGACUCGGAGCGCACCCCGUCCCCGGAGAGCCCGCAGCCCCUCUCUUUUUUCCAGGCGUGCUGCACCAACAACGCGGCCAUCGUCCGGAUAAUGAUACGGCAUGGAGUGAAGGAGGAGGAGGUCAAGGAGAAGGACAGGAACAACAGGAUAGGGCUGUUGGUUGCAUGUUACCAAGGUUACGUGGACGUCGUCAUAGCGCUGUCUCAGUGUCCGUAUCUGGAUGUCAACUGGCAGGACAGCGAGGGGAACACGGCUCUCAUCACUGCCGCUCAAGCAGGCCACAUAACAAUCACCAACUAUCUGCUCAACUACUACUCUGGGCUGGACGUCGAGAGGAGGAACUGCCACGGCUUCACCGCUCUGAUGAAAGCCGCCAUGCAGGGCAGGGUGGAAUGCGUGCGCUCGCUCAUGAUGGCAGGAGCUGCCCUGAACGCCAGGGACUUUGGCCGCAAUUUGACUGCGAGGGAGUGGGCUGUAUUCACGAGCCGUUAUGAAACCGCCUGGGUGAUGACACGCCUGAUGGAGCGACCCUGCCCCCGCCAGUACUGUGACACAUACAGUCUAGAGUGGCCUCCACUUGCAUCACUGGUAGCCAAAGCCCAGGAGCCCCGUGGCUGUCUGAAGCGGCUGUCGGACACCGUGCGCCACGUCUUCAACAUCGCCAAUGUCACCAACCCCGAGGAUGACGGCGUCAUCGACCACAUGGUCUCUAUUACAACCGCCAUGAGGAGCCCUUUUAUCGCUGUGGCAUGCCAUACAGUGUGUCCUGACAGCCCCCCAAGUGUGGGCAAACGGCGCCAUGCAGUUCCUGAGAUCAUCCGCCAGCAGCGCGCCAAAGAGCUCCGCUCCGUCAACCCUGACAGGGUGGACAGCCACCUCAAACUCUUCCAGAACUCCCGCGUCACACUGGUGGCCAAGAACUCAGCAGACCGCCGGGCCAGCCUUCAGGCCCAGAGCCUGGUGCCUCGACACAGGAGCUCCAGCCUGGGCAUGGUGGCUUACAACGAAGCCAUGGAGCUGCGGAGGACCAGCCUGCUGCCCAUGCACAUGGUGCUGAGGAGGAGCAGCGUCAGGCCGGGGUUCAGCAUCCCCAAAGUGAGGGUGUCCAAGGCCCCGCCGCCCACUUAUGAGCCAGAGAAGAUCCGGAGGAAGAGCAACGUCAAAGACGGAGGGGGGCACCUGCUGCAGAUCCCAAAGUGGCGGUACAAGGAGCUAAAAGAAGAGCGGAGAAAAGCUGAGGAGGCUGAGAGGAGGAGGCUGGAGGCUAUAACCAAGAGACACCUCGCCGCCGGGAAAAGGAAAUAAUAUCAUUGCCACAGAGGUUGUCAUUUACGCUGCUCCCGAAAGAGAUAAUAUCUGGAGAGACCAUUGCUUUUGACAGAUUUUUGGCGUAUAUGUUUUUCUACAAUUUAUGUGCUCAGGGUGAGCCUAAAAUUACCGACAGUGUUCCUAAAAGAGGUCAGAAGACUGAAGGUUGCUGUUGCUGGUUGGCCUCUGAAAAAUGGGUUUUGCACGAUGCUCAAUGUCCUUGACGAUGUCAUACAGUGAACACCCAGGGGAUUUGAUACUUGAAAUGUUUGUAGCUAAUUUAUUUUUCAUAUUUAUUGCUUUUUUGUAAUGGAUGGCCAAGUCUACUGUAUAGUUUGAUACGCUUCGGGUGCUCGGCACAGCGGCGUUUCUGUAGUGCGCCGGAGCAGACGACACUAAUUCUUUCAGAUUGUAACCACAGCAGAAGUGUGUUCAUCUUUCUGCCUAAAAAAAACGAAGCAAUUUAUUAAAGAUGUUAUGGAAUAAUGUCUUUAUGAUAAUUCAGUGGAGAAUACUAAUGGGCGUGUCAUAUUGACUUAGAAUGCUAAACAUAAGCUUACAUAGAACAUAACGGCAUUUGACAGCAGUGAUUUUAAAUUUUUUGUUUCGCUUUAUAAUGACGAACCCACGAAUGUAUUUCGCAUAUAUAUUUUAUAUUAGAGACUUUAAAGCUUUUUGAUGACAAAUGUCUAAUUUUUUAUUCAAUAUGGACUUUUUCACAUACUGGUAUAUAAACAAGUCUGUUUUCUAGUCUUAAUGUUCGAGAGCAAGACUGAACUGUAGAGCACUACUGUGAUGUAACACUUAGAUCUUACCAUGUGGGAAGAAAAUUCAAACUUUCCAAAUGUUUACAUUGCAAGGCCACAUUCACACUGGUUGUAAUAGUGAUAAACUACCAUGCAAUGAAUGAGACGCUCAGAUGUGUGAGUUUGGUGUUACAGGGUGUGGACGACGUGGACAAAAUAAAA